Molecule: messenger RNA, 3016 nt
Organism: Varroa destructor (honeybee mite)
Lineage: Eukaryota; Metazoa; Arthropoda; Arachnida; Mesostigmata; Varroidae
Gene: Arp3
Product: Actin-related protein 3
Source: RefSeq, a predicted model, not a curated record
UGCAACUGCGACGCGCGUUUGAGCCGCUCAGUGUGUUUAAGAGUGGCAUGAGAAUUCGAAAUAAUAAAAUUAAGUUCAUCUGUGUGCUGAUUCUAAAGAUAAGCCUAGGAGCGUCAGAAGUUUACUGCGUGUGUUAAAAGUUUUGCGUUUGUGGUAAAACGUAAGCCGAACUUGCGAAGAGAUGACGGGUCGGUUGCCUGCAAUCGUUAUUGACGGAGGGACGGGUUCUGAAAUGCCGGUAUCUCUCAAUCGACCUGCAAGUGGAUGUGGAUAUCAUCUGGGAGAGUCAUUCAUAUCGGGACAGCGAACAAGGAGUGAAGCAGCAAAAGAUGCGCCAACUCUGUCAUCAUGAUAAAUAGGAGCAGGGAGCCUAUUAACUCACGAAAAUGUAUUAUACAUUACAAGCACAAACGAGGAAGAAAUAUAAUGACUACUUACGGAGGAAGCAAUAACAGGUAUACAAAACUAGGGUACGCUGGGAACAAGGAACCACAGUUCAUAAUACCGUCAGCAAUUGCAAUUAAGGAGAACGCCAAAAUCGGAGAUAUGGCGACGCGUCGCUUAGCUCGUGGUGUCGAGGAUCUGGAUUUCUAUGUUGGAGACGAAGCUGUUGAUGCAGCUGGAUAUGCAGUCAAAUACCCUAUCCGGCAUGGAAUGGUUGAAGACUGGGAUCUUAUGGAAAGGUUCUGGGAGCAAAGUAUAUUCAAGUAUCUACGUGCUGAGCCCGAGGACCACUAUUUCCUGCUGACUGAACCACCAUUAAAUACCCCAGAAAAUCGCGAGUACAUGGCUGAAAUAAUGUUUGAAACGUUCAACGUACCCGGGCUGUAUAUUGCAGUGCAGGCGGUGCUUGCCCUAGCUGCAAGCUGGAGAAGCAAAGCCGGAAAGCCCACGCUUACAGGACUAGUUAUAGACAGUGGGGACGGAGUAACUCAUUGUAUCCCUGUAGCCGACGGAUACGUUGUGGGGAGCUGCAUUAAGCAUAUCCCCAUUGCCGGCCGGAACAUUACGUAUUUUAUUCAGAACCUUUUAAGAGAACGCGAAACUGGAAUCCCACCGGAACAAUCUCUCGAAACUGCAAAGGCGAUUAAGGAAAGGUACUGCUAUAUUUGCCCGGACAUUGCGCGGGAAUUCGCCAAAUAUGACAAAGAGCCCGACAAAUGGUUCUUGUCAUAUGAAGGCAUGAACAAUGUUACUCGUCAAGGGUUUAGCGUAGACGUAGGCUACGAAAGGUUUCUUGGACCGGAAAUUUUCUUUCACCCCGAAUUCGCCAACCCUGAUUUCAAUACGCCGAUUUCGGAAAUUGUAGACACUUGCAUCCAAAGUUGUCCGAUAGACGUGCGCCGACCACUCUACAAUAACAUUGUACUGUCGGGUGGUUCUACAAUGUUCCGCGAUUUUGGACGUCGUCUCCAGCGUGACGUAAAAAGGGUUGUCGACGCACGCCUGAAGCAUUCGAUUGAAUUGAGCGGAGGUCAUAUCACACCCAAGCCGAUAGACGUGACAGUCGUUUCACAUCAUAUGCAGAGGUACGCCGUUUGGUUCGGCGGCUCCAUGCUUGCGUCUAUGCCGGAGUUCUACCCAGUGUGCCACACCAAAGCGCAGUACGAAGAACAUGGUCCGAGUAUAUGUCGACACAAUGCCGUCUUUGGAACCAUGUGGUGACCUGCAAGAUCGGUAAAACCGGCAGCAGUUGACGGUGCAAUGAGACGUGAUUUCUAUGGAACGUUUGCCGACGAUCUAUGCACAGCUCGGAUAUCCAUCUCGGCACUGCAAUCUGAAAAAGAAAGCCUUUGGAGGAAGGAUGAUGAAGUAAACGUUACUGCCUUAAGCACAACGGAGGACCGCGGUUGGAUACUAAACCCGUGAUUUUGUCUCUCACUAUUAUUGAUAAUAUUACGAGUAAACUAACCUUGAUGCUCCAUGAUUCCUCACUUUAUAAGUUUAACCGCCGCAUUGGCUGUAAAGGAUGUCAUUUAUCUCGUUAUAUGAGAUAUGCGGUCAAUAAAGUUGAAAAAGAACUCUCAAGAACUACGUUUGUUGAAUAUUCAUUGAAUUAACUUCAUUCUUAAAGUACAGUUCCAAUCUAUGCACCAUAUAAAGACUGAAGUGCGAAUCAUUAUUUAUUCUUUCGAUUGGUUCGAAAAAAUAAGUGUAAGGGCACGGUCUGUGUUCCACUUGGUUUUCAAGGAUAAAAAGAGUACACAGAUAGUUAUAUUGUGGCAGAGCGCACGUCAACAGAGCUUACAAGUUCUUCAAGGAAGACACGAAGUAUUAAAAUGUGCCACAGAGGUUACUCACUACAUGUCAGCCAAAUACAAUCAUUGGGCUUCUCAGUGGAAAAUAUUCUAGCGUAGAUGAAAUUAUAACUACAGCUCCGGAAUAAUGCAAACGUGGCUGUCAACGAAAAACCCACAAAUAAUGCAAUAAUAAAAUGUUCAAUUGUCAGUGUGACAAUAAUAUCGAAAUUCAAUGAGAAAGAAGAUGGCAGGAUUUCAAAAAUUGCCCAAUGAACUCUUUAGUAGCAUACCAUUCAUAUCUUCGCAAAAACUAAGGAAGAGCAUACGUGAGACGAAAUACAUUAAUGAUAAGACUUCACAACCAUAUAUAAUCGAACCCAUUUGUUUCAAAGUGGGAAGCAUAAGUUAUAAUAUAGAUACCAUUGACCUCUGUUUGGUUUAGUAUACAAGUGAACUGUUUCAUAUAUUGUAGGUCUAUUAUAAUAUACCUUAGUGCUCUUAGCAGCAUAUUCGCACAAAAAAGUUCACUCAAAUUGACUGAAAUUUCAUUUCACACCUUGUUACUUUGUUUGGCAAUCGCAGCGCAGUCUUCUUGAUAAACGCUCGUUUUUUUUCUGAUUAGUUAGCAAAAAUAAGUAAACUUUAAAUAUGUAUGGACGGCGAAUACUAAUUAUUAGUAUUUUUGCUUGAGUUUUAAUUAUUAAGUUACAAAAAUAGGUCUGUAAACAGAAUAAGGAAAAUUGUUAAUUUCCUUUGUUUUGGGGUUGGUCGCCAGU